AAUAUUAAUAUUGGUCUGUAAUCCGUACUUAUUGACGGAGAAACAGUUGUAUUUUUCCCUGCUAAGAACUCGACGUGCUCAGAGCCAUUCGUCAAUUUAAUAAUUGUUGUUGUUAACGUUAAUCGCGGUGACAGAUUUCCACGAAAAACUCGAAAGACGCUUAACCAACAACUACGGUACAUACCUUUAAAUACAAAUACUUUAGAUAAUAGAUUAUACAUCGUACACACAACCGUCACAAGUCGAGUUCAAGUACACUGCACAGAGUUUAAUUUGGAAUGGUACGUUGCCCGUCGGCCGCGUACGUACGAAAAAUAUAUUUUUAUAAUUUAUGUUGGUUGUGAGUUUUAGUAUGCCGGUUGUGCAAAAUGAAAUUUAAAACUGUAGCGGCUCUACUGGACGGUGUGCACACAGAUUUUGUAGCGUCGGUGUUCGAGGAUACUACCUUUAUUGCGGUCACUCAAAAUUCAAAACUAGGAACGUUGUAUCUGGUCAAGCCGGAAUCUUGUACAUUGGAAGAUCAAGGAUACGACAUAAAAGUGCUAUUUGGCCGAGAAGACGAUAAUCAAACUUCAAGUAUUGUUAGUUUGAUGCGAGCAUUAAACGUUAACAGCAGAACUAUUAUUUCUCUUAUGAUUGAGAACACUAACUUCAGAACUUUAAGAGCUGUACAACAGGUCUUAUCCACACUGAUUUAAAAAGUUAACUUACCAAGCAACAUGCCUCUAUACGGUCAAGUCAUCAUUGGGCCACCGGGUAGUGGAAAAACUACGUAUUGUGAUGAAAUGAGCAAGUACUUACAAGAAAUGGGCAGACGAGUAGCUAUAAUCAAUAUAGAUCCAGCCAAUGAUUCACUGUGUUACAAAGCAGCAAUUGAUAUAUCAGAACUUAUCACAGUUGAAGAUGUUAUGGAUUAUGUAAAUUUAGGACCCAAUGGAGCUCUGAUUUAUUGUAUAGAAUACUUGGAAAAGCGGCUUGAUUGGUUGUUAGAAAAAUUAAGGAAACUGACUGAUUAUUAUUUAUUUUUUGAUUGUCCUGGACAGGUAGAAAUAUACACUCAUCAUAACUCAAUGAAAAAUAUUAUGUCUGCAAUUAAAAAUGAAUUAGAUUUGCGGUUAUGUUGUGUACAACUCAUUGAUUGUCAUUAUUGCAGUGAUCCAGGUAAAUACAUUUCAGCACUUCUGAUGUGUACAUCUACUAUGUAUCAAAUGGAAUUGCCUCAUGUGAAUAUAUUAUCAAAAAUAGAUAUAGCUGUUAAACAUAAGUCAAAGCUAUUAUUCAAUUUAGAUUUUUACACAGAUGUAUUGAGUCUUGAUCAGCUAUUGGAUGCAUUGCAAAAUGAUCCCCACACUUCAAGGUAUCAUCGUUUAAAUAAAGCUAUAGUUAGCCUAAUUGAGGGUCAAAAUAUUGUUUCAUUUGUACCGCUUAAUGUGAAGGAUAAACGUACCUUGGAAUUGGUAAGAAAGAACAUCGAUAGAGCUAAUGGGUACAUUUUUAACCCCGAAGAGAAUCAAAAUGCUGCAAUGCUGAACUCAGUUAUGCAAUUGGAUAUCAACGAUUUAACUCUUGACGUUUUAGAAGAUUUACCCAAAUCGGAUUCAUUGGAUACAAUGAUGCAAACUUAACUUGUAAUACUACAGUAAAUAGCUUUAUACAAAAAUGUUGUCAAUAAAGAUCUAAUUUUUCCUUUA
Metopolophium dirhodum (rose-grain aphid) is the source of this 1691-nucleotide messenger RNA. RefSeq names its product GPN-loop GTPase 2. Bases 720 to 1625 code for a protein of 301 amino acids. NCBI's taxonomy places the organism in Eukaryota, Metazoa, Arthropoda, Insecta, Hemiptera, Aphididae. Gene Ontology annotation, cellular component: cytoplasm. Gene Ontology annotation, molecular function: GTPase activity. The transcript is spliced from 7 exons. The record is from RefSeq and is a predicted model, not a curated record.